AGCAGAUGGGUUUAAAGUGAACCUUAACAAACUUAGGCUAAAUGGCAUAGGCUCGGUAAUGGUUUACUUAGACAGCAAGCAAAAGCUCAUUGAAGAUGAUUGUGGAGGUUGUGAUGCCUUCGGCAAUCUCGAAGGCGCAGACAAGGGAGAGGCCAGUGAAACCGAAUGCCACGAAUGUGUUACCUUGCCUAGCGGAUCCAUGUUUGAAUUGUACGUGAGGCUCAGUCCCCAGUACCAGGGAUUGACUGAGGGAGAGAGUGUGUGCCAAAAUAUUCCAAACCUUAACAUUAGUCUUACCAUUGAUAGCAAGCUGCCAGACCUGGAAGCCCCCUCUGACUGUGAGGACGGCUUUUGGGUCAGCUUUCCACUCUCUGGGGAUACCUGUGCCGUAGGCUCCACUUCUCUGGACAGAGAGACCCUCUGCAUUGUUGCAAGCUGCACCGACAGCAUCGUGUCCCCAGACACAUCAAACGAGAAAAUAGAACACAAAUUCCAACCAGAAUCUCCAACAGAGACCUGUAUAUGGGAGCUGAACACGGAGCAGCGCAAGCACAUGACCCUAAGAUUCUCGCAGAACGUUCGGCCCCACAUCACGGUGUACGAAGAGUCGCUGCUCAACCCCAAGUGGGACGUGGAAUGGUGCCCGACCUUUGGGAACGAGUACAGUCUGCAAACGGAAGCCGACACUGUAUUCAUAGUCUACCACAACACACAGAAGCUUGCCAAGAAGGGAUCGCUGUCCAUUACAACGCAAGUCGAUCUGUGUCUCCUUCCGCCGGCGGUGAAAAACGGAAGUGUUAAUUUUAAACGUCAAGAGUCUGGCACAGUUGCCUUGUAUUCCUGUGACAAAGGAUUUAGCUUGCUGGGCCCGUCAGAGAUCCGGUGCAAAAAUCGUUCGUGGGAAGAACCACCUGUGUGCAUUUCCCAUCACAAGGAUAAACUGAUGUCUGAUGCCCCAAUGGGAUCAGUAGAAAUUUCGGACAGUGUGAAUGGCAGUAGUUUGACCUCAGAGAAUGGCACAUUCCUGAUAUCUGCUCCCGACAGUGAACCACACGGAAAGAUGCCUGGAGUUUUAUUCCCAGAACAAGACCUCAAGAAUGACGAAGAAGAAGAGAAGGAAACCGAAGCCAAAGACCUUUACGAGGACUAUGACACAGACGCACACCACGAGAUGCUGACGAACCACUCCCGGGGGGAGGUGGACGAGUACGAGAUGGAACUAACCAACUUGCCACCGGUGAUAAACUCGACGGAAGCUCUAGACGACGACGAUAACCAGCUGGGCAUUUUCACAGGCUUACUGAACAUCUCUCUAGAAGAUGACUUAACCAUGUACAUCAUCAUUGGAGCAGCUGGCCUUCUUCUCUUCAUCAUCAUUGUCAUCACAUCCAUCGUCGUUUACCGCAAAAGAUACCCCGUCCGCCUGGGGUUAGGGCGCAAAUUCGACACUUUCCAGAACCCCAUAUACGAGAAAACGGUAGUGAGGAUGCCCAUGCAGGUAGAAGAAACGGAGGUAGGGAGGAAGAAGAGUGAUGCGGAGGAAAUGAGCGAUUGCACAGUGUUAGAAUGAGUUGGACUUUGUGUUUCACAUGAAAUCGCAAGAUGAGUUUGUGCUUUUUUAAAGUUGAACGGUAUAAUGUGAUUGAUAGUCUAGUCUGGAUGAAGAGUUUGAUUUUUUUAUCAUUUUAUAGUAUUUUCAAAUUGAAAGUAUUGCAGUAUUUGCUUUGGAAAGUGAACGUACAGGUAUGGCUUAUAAAGCAUUGAGAGAAACGAAUUUUAUUGAAGGAAUGGUGAUUCUGCUGUAUUAGCUAGUAUUAAGACAUUCCUCUUGGCCUGCAAGAAAAAAAAAAUGAAAAAGAGUGCAGGAAAGUGUCUUAUGGGUCCAAUUUAAGUGAUACAUGCAAUUCUUGUCAUGUCGGUGGUGAUCUCAUGCUCCAGGAUUUUUCUAAUGAUAAUCAAUAAUAUAUUUAGAAUUAUAAUCCACUUUGUAGUGAAUGGAAAAAAAAAAAACUGCA
This is a messenger RNA of Penaeus indicus, 2015 nucleotides long. RefSeq lists its product as uncharacterized. The record is from RefSeq and is a predicted model, not a curated record. Lineage: Eukaryota; Metazoa; Arthropoda; Malacostraca; Decapoda; Penaeidae. The transcript has 3 exons. The coding region runs from base 59 to 1570 and encodes 503 amino acids.